UUAAUUUAUUUCAUUAAUGAAUUGCUUAAGCUAGAUUUAGAGUGAAAUAUCAUGAUUGGGUCAAUAAUUUGGAGCGGAAAGAAGUGAAAUUAGAAAGUAUUAUGAUAGGUGGUAACUAUCUUGUACAGUUGGGGGUAAUCGAUAUACUUAUAUCAGUGGAGGUAGCAUUCUACCGAACAUACAGAAAAGGAGGUAGCAUUCCAUCGAAGUGUUAAGUUAUUGACUGGUUCCUUCAACCCUUUUUCUAUGUGUUGGGAUUCUAUAAUUCAAACCGACUACCACAAGAAAGUCGCUCCUAUCUACGACAACCAUAAAAUAUCUACUUUCUUGUUUUGCCCCUCUGAGUGUUUAAGUAUUUUUUUUUUUUUUUUUUUUUUUUAAGGGGAGCUGGUCCGUGUGGCCAGCUAAAGAAGAUGACAGUGGGAAGGGAGCAUUAACGAGAUAACUUAUGCUUUUUUCAUCGUCACAAGGUCUAUCCUAUGGAAGUACUCAUAUUGGAUCAAUGAUCGAUUUCUAGGUUUUGUUGUAAACUUAAUGGGUGUCUGUGCUCGGGUAUAAUUAUCCAAAAGUUAAAUAAAUUAAAAUUGAAAUGAAAGCCAAAUAAAUGAAAGCAUGAUCAUAUGGAAACAGUAGUGAGUUGGAACUCUAAGGAUCAAAGCUUUUUAAGACGGCUUAAAGCUUUUGAUGGGUAAUCAUUAUCGUAAGUUUUUAGUGCCUUCAUUCCAUUGGUUAGCUUCAUCCAAGCAGUAAGCACACGCUCAUGAUUUCACUGUUCAUUACUCAAAAUCCAAAACUGAUCUCUUUCUUGCAUGAUUUCGUUAUCUGUUCAUGCGCUCUGAUACUGGUUUUACGCUUCAUUGGCUGCGCACCUUCUCCAAUGCCUUCUCUCUUAAAUUCUUUCCCUUUUCUUCUUCCCCUUCAAUUUUCCAACUCUUUUGGUGAAGAGGAAAUGGACCCUUUUCCUUUGUCAUGCCAUCUUUCCCCUCUCCAUUUCAGGAACUGCAAUUUUGGGUUUCAAGACAGCAUUUUUGACGUUGUUCCAUUGUUUGAGACAUGCCCAAAUGACUCCUUUUUGGUUCUAAAGGAUAUUGAACCCAAUAACACCAUUAUAUCAGAAGAUGGUGGAGAAAAUGAAAAGAAGGGAUUAGAGAGGAAAGAAGGGAGGGGCAAAAGGAAGUGGCGCGGAGAAAGGAGCAGCAGCCCAUCAAAAGGUUUGUCAAGAAAGACAAUAUCUGAGUACUUCUGGAUGCCCAUAAGUCAGGCCGCUAAGGAAUUGAAUGUGGGGCUCACUCUGUUGAAGAAGAGGUGUAGAGAAUUGGGCAUAAGGAGAUGGCCUCAUAGGAAGCUGAUGAGCCUCCAAACGCUAAUCAGGAAUGUGAAGGAGCUUGAGAAGGAAGAUGGAGUGAAGCUAAGGCAUGUAUUGGAGAUAUUAGAGAAUGAGAAGAAGUUAAUGGAAGAGAGGCCAGAUUUACAGUUGGAGGACAACACGAAGAGGCUUAGACAAGCCUGCUUCAAGGCCAACUACAAGAAAAAAAGGCUGUCCGGAACAAACAACUCCUCAGCCACCAGGGUUCAUCAGGAUGAUGAUGAAGAAGAAGAAGAUGAAGAAAUGAAGUAUCUGUUGGCGGAUUGCUCAUUUUCAUUCACUGGUGGCAGCCUGUUGCUGUACUAAAACCUCCAGAGUAUGAUAUUGUCCAACAUCAAUUUCAAUUCAGGGUUUCAUCGUGAGUUGUCCACUUCGAGGAUAAAACCCGACUGCUAGGAAGAAGAAUGCUGACACACCAAAUACCAUUUGUAACGGCCCAAGCCCACUCUAAUGACCUUGUAAUCUCUCCUCCCGUCUCAUUUCAUCUUUCCUCUCCUUUUCCACCCUCACUCUCUCUUAUGUCUCUCUUGUGGUUAUGGUUGUCAUCUCUUAUGUCUCUCUUGUGGUUAAGGUUGUCAUCGCUCCCUCUUUACAUCUAUUAAACCUGUGGA
Messenger RNA from Cucurbita moschata (crookneck pumpkin), 1977 nucleotides. RefSeq names its product protein RKD2-like. The transcript is spliced from 3 exons. Bases 761 to 1672 code for a protein of 303 amino acids. NCBI's taxonomy places the organism in Eukaryota, Viridiplantae, Streptophyta, Magnoliopsida, Cucurbitales, Cucurbitaceae. Gene Ontology annotation, molecular function: DNA-binding transcription factor activity. The record is from RefSeq and is a predicted model, not a curated record.